CCCUCCCCCCUCCCCCCUCCGGGCCGCGCUGUGCGGAUUGCCUUUUGUUUCUGGUGAAGGGACAAGGAGCCCGGGGAGAGGUCGGAGGCGAGAGCAGGCUCUUUGUCGGUGUUGGCGCUGAGCCUCGGAGCGUGUGCGGGCAGCAGCGUACACCUUCCCCCCCCCCCCCCCCCGGCCUCAGCAGCGGAGCGGGUUGUCAUGUCCCGGGGACUGGAUCGGAGCUGCGCCCCCCGGGCUCGCUGCUGACGAGAUGACCGUGGCUGUUUUCUUCGGUUGCACUUUCAUUGCCUUCGGACCCGCUUUGGCUCUGUUCAUCUUCACCAUCGCCAAGGACCCGCUCCGAGUUAUCAUCCUGAUCGCCGGGGCAUUUUUCUGGUUACUAUCCUUGCUGCUGUCUUCGUUAGUGUGGUUUAUUGCUGUAAAAGCCAGCAAUGAGAAGGAUGCAGAACUCCAAAAAUCUCUCAUUAUCUUUGGUGUGAUGUUCUCUGUAUUACUGCAGGAAGUUUUUCGGUUUGCUUACUACAAACUAUUAAGAAAGGCAAAUGAAGGCUUAGCAGCACUAAAUGAAGAUGGGAAGUCACCCCUAUCAGUCCAGCAAAUGGCCUAUGUGGCAGGACUUGGAUUUGGAAUAAUGAGUGGAGCUUUCUCUGUGGUCAACAUACUUGCAGGCUCGGUGGGACCAGGAACUGUGGGAAUCUUCCGUGAUUCUCAGUAUUACUUCCUCACAUCAGCUUUUAUGACCAUGGCCAUCAUCUUGCUGCAUACUUUCUGGAGUGUGAUAUUCUUUGAUGGAUUUGAGAAGAGACGAUGGUUCGCUGUGGUAUCAGUUAUUGGAACACACUUGCUAGUAUCAGGACUGACGUUUCUAAAUCCAAUCUAUGAAGGCAGCCUUAUUCCAGCAUACAUGAUUAUGGCUCUUAUGGCAACUUGGGCUUACUUUACAGCAGGUGGAUCAUUGCAAAAUCUUCAACACUUCUUCAUGUGUAAGGAAAACAAAUAGUAUUGCAACACAGGCUGGCUCCUGAUAGAAACACAUACCACUGUUCCAGGAUGAGAUCUUGCCAGAAACUGCAGAGUGCUGGAAUAUUAACAGCAGCCUUGAAAACAGUUGAAGCAAUACCAUUGCAAAUUUUAUUUACAGGGAACAAUUCUAAACAGAAGACAGGAAUCCAUUGUUCUUCUAUUCAACACUUGUGGGACUGCCCGUAUGCUUCUGUGUGGGUAGUUGGAAGAAAACUUUUUUUACUGAACAGAAAAGUUUGCAAUUACAAUGCAUUGCACCGUGAUUGGGGAUGGGAAAUUUUAGGUUUUGUGGUAACUGAUGGGCUUUUGCUUUUUAUAAAUUAGAAAUGUAAUUCUUAUACAACCUGGAAAUGGUACUCUCUGAAAAUUGUUUAUGCAGUGCUCAGUAUCCCAGGGUAAAUGUAUAAGGUGUAUUGUGGAUCUGGAACAAUUCAUACACCAGGGUUUUAUUACAGUUUCCUUUGAAGUCAUUUAUUUUGACAUUAUCAUGAGUCAUGUUUAUCAAUGCAUUAAAUAAUAAAGUCUGAUAAUGAAAUACUA
Messenger RNA from Hemiscyllium ocellatum (epaulette shark), 1563 nucleotides. Its product is annotated as gamma-secretase subunit Aph-1b-like. The record is from RefSeq and is a predicted model, not a curated record. Lineage: Eukaryota; Metazoa; Chordata; Chondrichthyes; Orectolobiformes; Hemiscylliidae. Gene Ontology annotation, biological process: Notch receptor processing; Notch signaling pathway; positive regulation of catalytic activity. Gene Ontology annotation, molecular function: protein-macromolecule adaptor activity. Gene Ontology annotation, cellular component: gamma-secretase complex; endoplasmic reticulum; membrane. Bases 251 to 1000 code for a protein of 249 amino acids. The transcript is spliced from 7 exons.